AUGACGACAAAGGAAAUUUCGUUUUCCCCACCCCACCCUUUGUAUAUUAUUCUUUUGAAGAUUCUUCGUUGUCAAGCCGCCAAAGUGGAGAGUGUGAUUGCAGAAGGGGGUGCUUCUCGUUUCAGUGCUUCUUCGGGCGGAGGAGGAGGUAGGGGUGCACCUCAGCACUAUCCCAAGACUGUCGGCAACAGCGAGUACCUGGGGAAAACCCCAGGGCCUAGCGUUCAGAGAUGGGUUCCUUCACGAAGCACUAGACGAGAUGUCAACUCCUCCAACGAAAAAGAACGACACGAUGCAAUCUUUAGGAAAGUAAGAGGCAUACUUAAUAAGCUGACCCCUGAAAAGUUUGACAAGCUAUGCCUUGAGCUCCUGAAUGUGGGCGUAGAUUCUAAACUCGUCCUAAAAGGAGUCAUCUUGCUGAUUGUAGACAAAGCCCUUGAAGAGCCCAAGUAUAGCUCGCUAUAUGCUCAGCUAUGUCUGCGCUUGGCAGAAGAUGCACCAAACUUUGAUGGCCCUUCACCUGAGAUUCAAACAUCACAAAAGCAGAGCACGACAUUCAGGAGACUUCUGAUUUCUAAGCUUCAGGAUGAAUUUGAAAACCGCACCAGAAAUGUUGAAAUCUAUGACAAACAUGACAACCCUCUUACCUCUGAGGAAGAGGAGCAGCGUGCCAUUGCCAAGAUCAAGAUGCUGGGCAAUAUCAAAUUCAUUGGGGAACUUGGCAAACUCGACCUUAUCCAUGAAUCUAUCCUUCAUAAGUGCAUCAAAACACUUCUGGAAAAGAAGAAGAGAGUCCAACUUAAGGAUAUGGGAGAGGAUUUGGAGUGCCUCUGUCAGAUAAUGAGAACUGUGGGGCCUAGACUAGAUCAUGAAAAAGCCAAGUCGUUAAUGGAUCAGUACUUUGGCCGUAUGCGAUCCUUAAUGAACAACAAGGAACUGCCAGCUCGGAUUCGCUUCCUGCUGCAGGACACUGUGGAGCUGCGAGAAAACAACUGGGUUCCUCGCAAAGCUUUUAUCGAUAAUGGACCAAAGACCAUUAACCAGAUUCGUCAGGAGGCCGUAAAGGAUUUGGGUGUUUUUAUUCCACAAAUGAACCAGGGAAUGAGGACUGAUUUCUUUUUGGAAGGCUCCUUCAUGCCAACCAGGAUGAAGCUGGACAGAGAAACACUCGGGGGAUUGGCUGAUAUGUUUGGGCAGAUGCCAGGUAGUGGGAUCGGCACUGGUCCGGGAGUCAUUCAGGACCGAUUCUCACCCACUAUGGGGCGUCACCGCACAAACCCGCUCUUCAACGGACACAGCGGACACAUCGUUCCUGUUCCCCAGUCUCAGUUCGACAUGGGGGGCAAGACUUUCAAGUCCAACCAGGGGCAGAAUCAGCAUUUCCACAACCAGAACCAGAGCCAUUCAUCCCAGCAGCAAGUCCAGUCCAAGGACAUGCCGCCUCGGUUCAUUAAGAAAGGCCAGCUCAAUGCCGACGAGAUUAGCCUGAGGCCAGCUCAGUCAUUCCUCCUGAAUAAAAACCAAGUGCCAAAGUUGCAGCCGCAGAUCCCAACGAUGAUUCCCCCGAGCGCACAGCCUCCCCGCACUCAGACUCCUCCACUGGGACAGCCCCCACAGCUUGGUCUCAAAACCAACCCACCUCCCAUCCAGGAAAAGCCUCAGAAGACCAGCAAGAAGCCACCUCCCGCCAGGGAAGAGCUGCUUAAGAUGACGGAGACCGUGGUGACGGAGUACCUGAGCAGUAAGAACAUGGCCGACGCGGUGAACGGCGUGAGGGAGAUGAAGGCUCCGAAGCACUUCCUGCCCGAGAUGCUGAGCAAGAUGGUGGUGUGCUCCCUGGACCGCUCCGACGAGGACAGGGAGCACGUCAGCACGCUGAUCCACACGCUGCGUACCGAGGGCCUGGUCUCCGGGGAGAACUUCAUGCAGGCUUUCCUGAACGUGCUGGAGCAGUGUGCUAAGAUCGAGGUGGACAUCCCCCUGGUGAAGUCGUACCUGGCGCAGUUUGCGGCGCGGGCGAUCAUCGCCGAGCUGAUCAGCGUGGCGGAGCUGGCGCACCCGCUGGAGAACGGCACGCACUUCCCCCUCUUCCUGCUCUGCCUGCAGCAGACGGCCAAGCUGAAAGACCGCGAGUGGCUGACCGACCUCUUCCAGCAGAGCAAGGUCAACAUGCAGAAGAUGCUGCCUGAGAUUGACCAGAAUAAGGACCGCAUGCUGGAGAUCCUGGAGGGCAAGGGGCUGAGCUUCCUCUUCCCCCUGCUGAAGCUGGAGAAGGAGCUGGUGAUGCAGAUCAAGGCAGACCCGUCUCCUCAGGCCAUCUACAAGUGGAUCAAGGACAACAUCUCGCCCAAGCUUCACACCGACAAGGGCUUUGUCAACAUCCUCAUGACCAGCUUCCUGCAGUACAUCGCCCACGAGAUGUGCAUGACGGAAGGGGACGAGCAGCUCUCCGCUCCCUCCAAGGAACAGCUGGACCAGGAGAAGCAGCUGCUGCUCGCCUUCAAGCCCGUGAUGCAGAAGUUCCUGCACGACCACGUGGAUCUGCAGGUCAGCGCUCUGUACGCCCUGCAGGUCCACUGCAACAUCAACGGCUUCCCGAAGGGCAUGUUGCUGCGCUACUUUGUCAACUUUUACGACAUGGAGAUAAUUGAAGAAGAAGCCUUCCUCGCAUGGAAAGAAGAUAUUACCCAAGAAUUCCCUGGAAAGGGAAAAGCGUUAUUCCAGGUGAACCAGUGGCUGACCUGGCUGGAAACAGCUGAAGAAGAGGAGUCUGAGGAGGAAGCUGACUGAGGAAUCAGCCAAAGCCUUAUAGUGCAGAAAUCAACUAUUGAUAUGAUACUGCUUUUCCCUCUGCCUGUCCUUCCUGUGACGCUUGUACCUAACCACUGCAGACAUCCAUUCCGCUGUAAAGUUCUCCCUGUAAAGCUCAAGCAUGUUACCCCGCCCCCCCGCCUUUUUGUUUUUGUUCUGGCAUAAGGUCUUAAGCGCGUAAGGGCAGACCGUCGUGUUUUCGAGGCUUCCUUUUGACAUCGGUGCUUUAGAAGCAUGAAACGACACCAUGUGAUUGGCCCAGCGACGGUGGCGUCUGCCCAGGGCUAGCCCUGCAGCCGUGGUCUGUGCACGCUAUGAGUUUUCACCUGCUUAGGCAAACUGUAGAAAUGCACUUUUCUCAGUGUAACACUUUUACUUUCUGUAAUUUUUUUUGUUAUUGCGAUAUUCAUCCAUCCCUUGAUCUGCCUCAAAGGAAUCCUAAAAUGUUAACCUCUCGGUUUCCGUAGCGUUUGAAUAGUUGCUGCCCACGUUUCUACCUCCUAGUGCUGGGCUUUAUGUGCUGGGUAUAGAAGAUCUCAAGUCCCUGUUCUCAAAGGAAACGAGGAGUAGCCUGCACAGGUGCACAAGUCUUCAAUAAAAACAAAACUGGUUUAACUUGCACAGUAGAUCCUGAUUGUGAAAGAUCAAAUCAUGCCAUUUUUAAGUGCUUUUUUUCCACCGCCCUCCCCCACCCCUGACCCCUUUCUAGAUGUGUGGAAGACUGUUCACCCACUUUCAGGUUUAACUUGUGUUCACAUGCCCACCCCACUCCAUCCCAUCCCACCCCACCCCAAUUCUGUAUCUGUCAAACAUUUUGAUACUUGAAUUUAUUUUCUUCUGCUUUCUCCUCACAGUGUUUUUUUUCAGGGACUCUUAAAUUCAGCCUGUUCAGUUACAGCAACUUGAUCGAACCAUAGAAAGUGUAACAAAGCGAGCUUUUAAUUUUUUUUUUUUUUUAAUUGGUAAAAUAAAACAAAUUGACUUUAACAAUUGUCUAAAUAUGGAUAUUUUAGAACUAUUCAAAAUCAUGGAAAACGUUUUUAAAAUGCAUUCUGCCCCGCACGUAACAAUUUCACUCGGCGUGCUUAUGAGACCUACGUCUGUAAAAGGAACCGCUUUCUAUUUAAAAGUGUUAUUGUAAUGUGUAAGUGCUGAGAAUGUUCUGUGUACCACUAUUGCUUAACUUUCAGUAAAGUUAAACACUUAAGAUCAAUAAACCUUGUCCUUAGUCUGUGUGUA
Messenger RNA from Anguilla anguilla (European eel), 4050 nucleotides. It is a transcript of the gene eif4g2a, whose product is annotated as eukaryotic translation initiation factor 4, gamma 2a. The transcript has 21 exons. Bases 1 to 2790 code for a protein of 929 amino acids. The record is from RefSeq and is a predicted model, not a curated record. Gene Ontology annotation, cellular component: eukaryotic translation initiation factor 4F complex. Gene Ontology annotation, molecular function: mRNA binding; translation initiation factor activity; protein binding. Lineage: Eukaryota; Metazoa; Chordata; Actinopteri; Anguilliformes; Anguillidae.